GACUCGCAUCACUGCAUGCUGAUCAGUUGAACGAAAGUUUUUACAAACUCUAUUCCAUAGUUGUAUAUUAUAAACAUGAAGUUGUUGAUAGAAUUCAUUUUAAUUUCGUGUCUCGUCGCCGGGAUUUAUGGAGCCGCGGUACCCGAUGGACUUUACCAAGACGAGCUCGUUGACGACAGCCAGCCAGCUGGCAGCGAGGUCGAUUAUGAAGUUCCGGAUCUUGUGAGACAGCGUCGUUUUUCCUGUGACUUAUUUUCCUUCUCAUCGCAAUGGGCUACUCCGAACCACAGUGUCUGUGCCGCGAGAUGCAUCGCCACCGGAAAAAAAGGGGGUACGUGCCAAAAUGGAAAGUGUCAUUGUCGAGGAAAAUGGUUCGGCAAAUAAAUUUCAUGAGGUGACAGACACUCUUUUCCACUCGAUAUUCGUUAUGAUUCUCAACUACUAUUCACUAUUCAAAGUACUUAUCAGUUAUUUUAUUGUCUUUUGUAGGCAAAAAAAAUCUGUGCCAUAUUGAUGUUUAUAUCUUUGACUAUUGAAUAAAGUGCUGCAUUUAAU
Microplitis demolitor is the source of this 555-nucleotide messenger RNA. RefSeq names its product defensin coprisin (gene Def2). The record is from RefSeq and is a predicted model, not a curated record. Bases 76 to 384 code for a protein of 102 amino acids. The transcript has 2 exons. Gene Ontology annotation, biological process: humoral immune response; defense response to bacterium. Lineage: Eukaryota; Metazoa; Arthropoda; Insecta; Hymenoptera; Braconidae.